GUCAGGUUGCAUUAGGGGCCAUUCUUAAUGACCCCCUUUUAACUUAAUUACCUCCUUAAAGGCUCAAUCCGUCACAUUCUGAGGUACUAGAGUGAACACUUCAAUGUGUGAGUUUUAGCGGGACCUCUUUCUGCCCAAAGCAGUUGCUAACCCAGAAUAAGCAAAAUAAAAAAUCAGCCUCCAGUGCUUAAACUGAUUUUGCUCCAGUGCGGCGGGAGCUGCAACAUAUUUAAAAGGACGAUGGUGUGUGUAUGUGUGUGUGUGUGUGUGUGUGUGCAUGUGUGUCAUGCCCUGAGGGACACAGGAAGCAAGCUCAUCAUCACUCUGUCCUGCCUGACCAAGGAGGAUAUAGGCUGGUACCCGUGUGGCAUCCAGUGGGACUUUGCCAGGGACGACUUGGAUUUUACAGAGCUGGUUGUGACUGACGACAGAGGAGGCCUCGCCAGUGAUUUUUGGUCUGGGAAAGACCUAUCAGGCGACAGGAACCGGAGCUGCAGGGCUUCCAAUGUGGCGCACAAGGCCAACCCUCCAGGUGAUCUGUCUGUGAUUCCUUCCGGGAUGUCCAUUCUCAUAAUCUGCAUACUGAUCACAGGCUUGGGGAUAAUCUCUAUAAUUAGUCACUUGUCCGAAAGGCGGAGAAGCCAGAGGAAUAGAAGGGGUAAAGGCCCAGCUAGAAGCCAGAGAACCAGUCAAGCUCCUUCUGUGAUCCCCACACCUCUGCCAGUUGAAACAUGGCAGCUGGAAUCAAGGGCCCUUCUGGCUUUGAUGUUCCUGGGCUUUGAAGGGGUCCGGUUGCAUUAUAUCACCGAAGCUCGGUGGGAGGUGAAUGCAGGCCCCAUGUGCCAAGCAUCCCUACUCACUGACCAAUGGGCUUUGAAGUAA
Leopardus geoffroyi (Geoffroy's cat) is the source of this 882-nucleotide messenger RNA. Its product is annotated as transmembrane domain-containing protein TMIGD3-like. The record is from RefSeq and is a predicted model, not a curated record. The transcript has 5 exons. Bases 241 to 882 code for a protein of 213 amino acids. Lineage: Eukaryota; Metazoa; Chordata; Mammalia; Carnivora; Felidae.